AUGUCGUUGGCAGAUCAAUGGCUGUCUGUGGACGUUAACCCUGAAACACGGGCAGAGAUUCAGCGUCUGGUUGACGCAAACGACACGGCCUCGCUGCACGAGCGUCUGGGCGGCCGAAUUGUGUUUGGAACCGCUGGUUUGCGCGCCAAGAUGGAGGCCGGGUUCACCCGAAUGAACGACGUUACCGUUGUCCAGGCAACACAGGGCCUAGCCGAGUAUAUGAAGACGUGCCACGCAGAGCUGUCGGUCGUGGUGGGCCACGACCACAGACACCACUCUCGGCGGUUUGCCGAGCUCACGGCGGCGGUGUUUUUGCUCAAGGGGUUUAAAGUGUACUAUCUGGGCAAGGGGCUUGCCGCGACGCCGUUGGUGCCGUUUUCUGUGGAUUAUUAUAAAACGUGUGGUGGAAUCAUGAUAACCGCGUCGCAUAACCCCAAGGACGACAAUGGGUACAAAGUUUAUUGGAGCAACGGAUGCCAAAUAAUCCCUCCGCACGACCACAAGAUCCAGCAAUCGAUCCUGCAGAACCUGGAGGUGGUGUUUGACGACCCCACCUGGGACACCGAGCUGGUAUUCCGCAAACACGCUGACAGGCUUGUCUUGGUCAGAAACGAGGUUAUACAUAACUACACACAAAGGGUAAAGCAAAGUUUGCUCAAGACCCCGUCUUUCUCCUUCAAGGCAGUGUAUACAGCAAUGCAUGGGGUCGGCACUGAGUUUGUGAAACAGGCUGUUCCUCAAGACUGUCUGGUUUAUGCUGUUGAGCAAUGUGAGCCAGAUCCAGAUUUCCCCACAGUGACGUUUCCGAACCCGGAGGAGAAGGGCGCGCUUGAUCUGGCUGUUCAGACGGCAGAGAAGGCCGGGCUGUCGCUGGUGGUGGCCAAUGACCCGGACGCAGACCGGUUUUCUGCGGCUGUCAAAGUUCCCGGCGGAUGGAAGCAGCUGACCGGGAACGAGCUCGGGUUCCUGUUUGCACAGUAUGUCACGUCGCAGAUGGACGAUGUCAGCAACGUGUGGCUGGUGAAUUCGACGGUGUCGUCGCAGAUGAUUGCGUCGAUGGCCAAAGUGGAAGGGUUCCAGUUUCAGGACACGCUGACCGGGUUCAAGUGGAUUGGAAAUAAAGUUAUCGAUUUGGAAUUGCAAGGUUAUGUUUGUCCGUUUGCAUACGAAGAGGCAAUUGGGUUCCUUUUCUCUGUGGUGCACGACAAGGACGGCAUUUCUGCACUCGUGGUGUUCCUCCAAAUGUACCAGCACUGGCUCGACACGGGCAAAACUGCCGUCGACGUGCUGGAAGAAGGGUACCAAAAAUACGGUUAUUUCAAAGAGUGCAACGGUUAUUACGUUGUUCCAGACCCGGAGAUAACCACCAGCAUCUUCGAAUCAAUAAGACACUCAGCCAAACCGUACCCGGCUACCAUUGGCGAGUUUAAAGUCAUAUCUUGGCGAGAUCUCACUGUUGGCUACGACUCGACCACACCAGACACCAAGCCUCUGUUGCCCGUGGACAGCUCUUCGCAGAUGAUCACCGUGGUGCUUUCGACAGCCACCGCGGACGAGGUGCGGUUUACGGCCCGAGGCUCCGGCACAGAGCCCAAGCUGAAGGUGUACAUUGAGGCGAAGAGCGGCACGGAAGCCGGGGCCGCCAGCCUGGCACGCCGUGUGUGGGACACCUUGCGCGACGAGUGGUUCCGUCCCACAGUUCACGGACUGCUCGAAAAGGUAAAAAGGGUCACCCAGUGUUAUUAUACCCAGUCACCGGCAAAGGCGAGAUGUUACGGUUUGGACAACAUCCGAAAAAGACAGAUUUGCCUACGUAAGUGGAAAUUGAAAAUAGACGCCGAGUUGUUACUGACCUAUAGGACGAGUGCGUAUGAGAUCAAGCCCAAGAAGAAAAACCAUGCUCGACAAAAGUGGUACACGGUGGUGGGCGCGUUGAUCGCGCUUUUAUUGCUGGUGUUGAUUGUGAGGAGCCACAGACCGGCCAAGUUCACGCUGGAGAUUGAGAAUUCGGAGCCAGCGCCGCCGGAAACCAGUCUGGGGCGCGAGGCCACGGGCGUGGACGAGGAGGACGCGUUGCCCGACACCGUUGAGUUGUACGACCUGAUGGACUACCAGGGGACUCCGGAAGGGAACAAGAACGGCGAGAUUGUUCUUUUGUUAAUUCCGUUAAGAAACGCCGCCAAGGUUCUCCCGUUGAUGUUCCGCAACAUGAUGAACAUGACCUACGAUCACAGCCUAAUAGACAUUGCAUUUCUCGUGAGUGACUGUUCAGAGGGAGACACCACUCUGGAGACGUUGUUUGAAUACUCACAGGCCAUGCAGAAAGGCGUUCUUUUGGACUUGCUCGACCAAAAGGAGAAAGAGACCCCAUCGACAGGUAUCAUUGGGUCAAGCGACCUGUAUCUGCAAUACAUGCCGUACGAUUAUGUCGAGAACGUGCGCAAGGCUUACUCGCCGCCAUACCAUUCCGAGUACCUCAAGCCGUUCCGUUCGGUGCAGAUCUACCAGAAAGAUUUCGGACAAGUUAUUGGACAAGGGUUCAGUGACAGACACGACGUGAAGGUCCAGGGGAUCCGCCGAAAGUUGAUGGGCCGUGCGCGUAACUGGCUUGUCAGCACCGCGCUGAAACCGUAUCAUUCGUGGGUCUACUGGCGAGACGUUGACAUUGAGACCUCGCCGGGAGAUAUCUUGGAGAGCAUGAUGCGGUUCUCGACAGCGUUUGACGUGAUUGUCCCCAACGUUUGGCGACCGCUACCGACGUUCUUGGGCAACGAGCAGCCUUAUGACCUCAACUCGUGGAUGGAGUCGAAGGAGGGCUUGGAGCUCGCAAAAACAUUGACGGAGGACGACGUUAUUGUGGAAGGGUACGCGGAGUACCCGACCUGGCGCGUGCAUCUGGCAUACAUUCGGGAGCAGGACGGAAACCCAGACGAGAUUGUCGACUUAGACGGCGUGGGAGGAGUUUCGAUCUUGUCCAAGGCCAAGGUUUUCCGUCAAGGCUCAAACUUCCCAGCAUUCACGUUUAUGAACCAUGCCGAAACGGAGGCUUUCGGCAAGUUGAGCAAAAAAAUGGGAUUCCGCGUUGGUGGGCUGCCGCACUACACGAUCUGGCACAUCUACGAGCCAUCGGAAGACGAUCUGAUCCAAAUAUCCCGCAUGGAAAGGAAAAAGAGAAGACACAGAGCUAAGAAAGGAGGUCGCUGGAGCUUUCCUGCGAGGUUGGACACGGUUGCCGAACUUGCUGACGACAAGCUGGCCGCAGACACAGACGAGCUGGCGGACGUGGCCUUCGAGGUCGAAACAGAGCUGGUUUUCGUGGACAAGGUGGAUGCUGAGGAUGCUGAGCCAGUGGAGGCCGUGGAAGAUGCUGAGACUGUGCUUUGUGUUGGGGAAGCAGAUGACAUGGAUGCCACGAUCUCGACAGAAUUUCUGUCGGCGAGUCCGAGUCUGCUCUGGUCGAGGUCGAAAGAGACAUAA
Molecule: messenger RNA, 3477 nt
Organism: Ogataea philodendri
Lineage: Eukaryota; Fungi; Ascomycota; Pichiomycetes; Pichiales; Pichiaceae
Exons: 3
Coding region: 1-3477 (1158 amino acids)
Biological process (GO): carbohydrate metabolic process; purine ribonucleoside salvage
Molecular function (GO): phosphopentomutase activity; magnesium ion binding
Source: RefSeq, a predicted model, not a curated record